AUGAAUGACCCUAAUCAGUUUCCCAAGGCGGUCGUAGUCCAAAAUUCGGGAUAUAGAAUUAGUGAUCCACAUAAUCCAAGACAUUAUGUAAAUCUAAGCACACGUAACAUUAGUGAUAUGAAAAAUAAUCAUAUGACUAAUAUGGCCCACAGUCAAAUUCAAAUGGAGCCUACAAAUAUUUCUCAAAGACAGCAAGCUGUACCCCACCAUAUAAGACCAAAUGCACCACAUCAUAUACCAAAUGGACCCUUCCAGUAUCAGGUGCAUUUGCCUAACGAUGUGGCUUAUCAAGGAACCACUAAUCAUAUGGCUUAUUACCCAUUUACUCCACAGCCGGCUUCACAGGCAGCUGUAUUAAUGCCAUAUGUAAACUAUCCUACCAAUCAACGAGGUAUGUUUUAUUCCCAACUUACAUCACCAAUAACUGAUAUGGGUAAUGCUCGAAAUUUUUAUGGAAAAUCUCUCAUUAUGCAGUCCAUACCAAUGGAUAUGGCCCCUAGUACACAAGCUUUUCAACAAAAGUCACAACAUCCAUCAAUUAUUCCAAUGAAAACCAUUGAAGCUUCUUCUAGACCUGUACGGAAAAAAGUUCUUAUUAAAAUAAUUGAUCCUCAAACAGGCCAUGAAGUUGACUUAAAUAAUUCAUUACAAGGACCACCAAAGGUUGAUGAGUUGGAAAAGAUGAAAGUUCAAAUCCAAUUCCAAAGUCAAGUACAAAGUGCCAUCAAAAAAGAUAACACUAAAUUAUCUAUAAAUAAUCCGAAUAAUGAAGGAGUAGAACAAGUUCAAAAAAAAUUCCAAUCACAAGUCGAAAAAUUGGCAAUUGAACGCACUAUAAUCCCAUCAAAAGCCACAGAAGUUGUCACUCAGUUUUCUGAAGAAAUUAUUAGAGAAGUUAAAGAAAUAAGUGUUGUUUCUACUAAUAUUGAAGAAGUGCCUGUUGCAAUAAAUGAUUCAAUUAAUAUUGAUAUUGGUGGCUUAACUAUUAACACUGAAGAUACUACUGAGAGCGAAAUAAAAACGACACUAACAAAUACAUUACCAAGUUCUACUACACCUCUUGAAGUACAUAUGCCAAAUGCUGAUGUCACCAAUAUUUCAGAUGAACCUAUUAUUUUAAAAAAUAAUACAGAUAAAGAAUCUGUUAAAUCAGUUAAACCUAAUAAAAUUAAUAUCAAGAACAAAAAUAAUCAACAUAAGAAUUUGGUUAAAUUAUAUGCCAAUGAUGGAAUGAAAGCAGAUAAUACAAUUGAAACUAAUACUAUUGAGCAUGGUAUUGAAUCAAAAACUAAUGAUAUUUUAAAACAACAAAAAACCAAGGAGAAUGAGAAUAAUAUUCAUUAUUCUAAAACUGAAGAAGAAAAGCAUAUUAUUUCAAAACCGGAAGUACAACAACCGAAAGAAACACAAAACAACGGGAUUCAACACGAACCCCUUGUUAAAGAUGCAGCUUUAAAGUUGCCUAGUUAUUUAGACAAUUUACCGUAUACCGAAGGACAAUGGAGUGUUACAAACCCAACUGGAAAUAAGGUGUAUUCUAAAUUAUUUUUAAUACAACUUGGUAGUGAAGCCGUCUGUCAAAAGAAGCCUAAUGUAUUAAGAAACUGGAGUAAACUAACAAAAUUAUCUAGUGUACCACAGUUUGAUUCAUUAGGUAGGUACCUUAGUGGUGAUGCAACUAGAUUUUAUUCUAUUUUUUUAGAAUUGAUAAUGCAACCAGGUGUCAAGCGCAUUAGUUAUCAAAGAAGAACAGCCAGUAAAACAUCAAAACCUAACAGUUUUCAUAUGUCUAUUUGUGUUAAAGAAGAAGUUAAAUUAAAUCAGACUGAAAAUGCUUGGGUUCCAACAGCUGCUAAAAAAGUCACCAAGCCUGAAGUAGUAAAAACGAAAAAUGAAGAGGAACAAAAAAAUGAUGAAGUAUACAAAAGCGUUCGAUCAAUUUUGAAUAAAAUAACUCCUGAUAACAUGUCUUUAUUAACUGAUCAUUUUAAGGCAUUACCUAUUGAUACAAUUGAACGUCUGGAGAAAACUAUUGAUUUAGUUUUUAAAAAGGCAAUAGAAGAACAACAUUUUGUACCUCUAUAUUCAUCUUUAUGUUCGGCUAUGCAAUCGGUACAUGUUAAGUCUAAAGAUGGUAAAACGAUAUCUUUUAAGAAGUUAAUAAUAAGUAAAUGCCAAAGCCUAUUCGAAUUAGACAAGGCUCAAGAAAUGAACUCUGCUAAAAAGCGCACUGAAAUUAAUUCUUGCAAAGAUUCAGAAAAGAAGAAAGAACUUCAACUUGAAUUUGAAGAAAAUGAAAAAAAGUUACGUAAACGUUCUGUAGGAAAUUGCCGAUUUAUUGGUGAAUUAUUUAAACAAAAAAUUCUUACCCCAAAUAUUAUGCUGUAUUGCAUCAUGAAUUUAGUCACCAAACAUGUUGAAGAACCACUCGAGUGUUUAUGUAAUUUAUUAAAGACUGUUGGAAAAGAAUUAGAACAAUCUUACAAUUUAGAUGAGACUUUUAAUAAACUGAAAGGUUUAGCAUCCAGAGACACAAAAUCCAAGAUUCCAUCUAGAAUAAAAUUCAUGAUACAAGAUGUCAUUGAUUUGCGUAGGGAUGAAUGGACACCUAGGCGUACUGAUAAUAAACCAAAAAUGAUAAACGAAAUAGAAAAUGAUGUCAAAAAUGAAGCAAUUGUACAACAAUCUUUAUCACCGGCUUAUAAUAGACACGAAAAACGAGAUCAUCGUCGUGGUAAUGACAAAUUCAGGGGUGGUAAAAACAAAAGUCGCCGGGAAAAUUGGAAAGAGUGGAAUGCUGUUCAAAAUAAUACCAAGUAUAAGCAACAAAAUUACACUAUUGACCAAUCUAAACUACAAGAUUUUAAGGAAAACAUAUCUGUUAAGACCUUAGGCCCACCUAAAUGGUCAUUUGCCACGGUUAAUAACAUGCCAUUUACUAGAAGUAACGCACAUGCAGUUCUUGAUGAUAAUAAAAAAUCAUCAAAUUCUCCACAAAUAAUGUCAAAUAGAAUCACAUCACGGAAGCCAGUUAUAUCAAAAACUGAAGAAGGACAAAGAAUGAUGUCUGGAGUAACGAGUAUGCUGCCUCAAUUUGCUCAACACAAUCCUUCAAUUAAUUAUUCUAGUUCACAGUCCAAAGAAACUGUUGAAGAACCAGUUCUGACACUAGACUUAAAAAUACCUAAUAAAAUUUAUAUGAAAUGCAAAAAUAUGCUUCUUGAAUAUGAUGAAAUGCAAAAUUUAGAAGAUAUAAUUUAUUCAUUAUCGGAAGAUGAAACUUCGGUGAUCCGCACAAGGCAUGUAGAGUUUGUGAAAUUAAUGUCACUUAUAACUUUAGAUAGUAAUCCAAUUACCCUAACAACAGUGGCCGGAAACAUUUUUGCUGCACUUUUAUCUAAACAAAUUCUUUCUGUGGAGGCCAUAACUCAGGGAAUUGAUGCUGUCCUUAAAGAUUGGAAUGAUUAUUUGAUGGAUUACCCUCAAUUUUUCUCCUAUAUUGCUGCCAUUAUUGCUCCUUCAUUACUAUCACAGAAUGUUUCCUUUGAUUUCAAAAAUUUAAAAGAUUCUUGUACAUCAAUACGACCAGACAAUUCUAGUAAAUUUUUUAUAGAAGUAUUAAAUAAAAUUCUUAGUUCCGAGGAAAAGCAGACCAUUAAAGAACAGCUAGGUGGUAUAUUGUGGAUUUACAAUAAGUGGCUGGCAUCGGAAUAUGUUCCUCUUAACAUAUUUAUGCCUGACAACCAAUUCAAUAAUUAUUUUGAAAAUGAUCGAAUUGGAGUAUUCCUUUUGUCUAUUGCUAUGUAUGAUAAAUUGAAGAUGACUAUAUAUAGUUACAAUAUAUUGCAUAGUUGGAUAAGUACAAAUAUCAAUGCAGAAAUAAUAAAAUGCCCUCAAUUUGUCCGAGCAUUAACUAUAGCCAUUGUCAUUGUAUGUUUGAAUUCGAAUCAUGCAUAUGAGGAUUUCUUUGAUAAUGUUCAUGUGAAAUUGUUGACCUACUAUAUUUGGUUUGAAACACUUCCAGAACCUGAAAUCCAGGCAAGAGAAAUACAAUGUCUAUAUGGCAUUCAAAUUAUGUCUGCUGCACUUGAACAUCCUGGAGGAAUGAUAUCCAAACUGUUUCAUAAGCUCUAUCAGGAUAGAAUUAUAAGUAAAAAAUCUUUUGAAGUAUGGAAAAAAGAAGACAAAUGUAAAGCUGGAUUCAAUGAAGACUUAGAAACAAAAACUAUAGCUGUUGAAGUUUUAAAUUCAUUCUUCCUUUCACUUGUCGCAAAUGAUUCUGAUGAAGAUGAAACAGCUGGGUAG
Messenger RNA from Metopolophium dirhodum (rose-grain aphid), 4305 nucleotides. Its product is annotated as eukaryotic translation initiation factor 4 gamma 3-like. Lineage: Eukaryota; Metazoa; Arthropoda; Insecta; Hemiptera; Aphididae. The transcript is spliced from 31 exons. Bases 1 to 4305 code for a protein of 1434 amino acids. Gene Ontology annotation, molecular function: translation initiation factor activity; mRNA binding; protein binding. Gene Ontology annotation, cellular component: eukaryotic translation initiation factor 4F complex. The record is from RefSeq and is a predicted model, not a curated record.